This is a messenger RNA of Mangifera indica (mango), 1775 nucleotides long. Its product is annotated as tRNA dimethylallyltransferase 9-like. Gene Ontology annotation, biological process: cytokinin biosynthetic process; tRNA modification. Gene Ontology annotation, molecular function: tRNA dimethylallyltransferase activity. The coding region runs from base 149 to 1516 and encodes 455 amino acids. Lineage: Eukaryota; Viridiplantae; Streptophyta; Magnoliopsida; Sapindales; Anacardiaceae. The transcript has 12 exons. The record is from RefSeq and is a predicted model, not a curated record.
AUACCCAAAAUAUCUCUCUCUCUCUCUCUCUCUCUCUACAUAUAUACAUAUACACCCAAGAAAAACAAGCCGCAGAAGUUAUUUAAACCCUUAAAACCUCCUUAACCUCCUUAAACCUCACUUCUUUAUCUACAAUUUCUGUGAAGAAAUGCUGAUGAGCGGAGCGUGUGGUGGCGUCCGUACAUCUGGCUUGCAUUUGACGGAGAAGCCUUUUCUUCGAUCAUUUACUCGGCGCCGGCGACUCUUUGCUACGUCAUGCUCUGUUUCGAGAAAUAAAGAGAAGGUCAUAGUAAUAUCUGGGCCCACCGGAGCUGGAAAGAGCCGGCUUGCUAUUGAGCUGGCCAAGCGCCUCAAUGGUGAAAUCAUCAGUGCUGACUCUGUUCAAGUUUAUCAAGGUCUUGAUGUUGGGUCUGCUAAGCCAUCUUUGAUUGAUAGAAAGGAAGUGCCACAUCAUCUGAUUGACAUAUUGCACCCAUCUGAAGACUAUUCUGUUGGGAAAUUUUUUGAAGAUGCAAGGCAAACUACGAAAGAUAUUCUCAAUAGAGGUCAUGUUCCUAUUGUUACUGGUGGGACUGGACUGUAUUUACGAUGGUUCAUCUAUGGGAAGCCAGAUGUUCCAAAAGCCUCGCGGGAGAUUACAGCUGAAGUAUAUUCUGAACUUGCAGAUCUACAGAGAGAUGAGGACUGGGAUGCAGCUGUGGAGUUGGUUGUCAAAGCAGGAGGUCCAAAAGCACGGUCUUUGGCUGCCAAUGAUUGGUAUCGUUUACGGCGCAGCCUUGAGAUAAUCAAGUCCACUGGAUCUCCUCCAUCUGCUUUCCAAAUACCAUAUGAUUCUUUCAGGGAACAAUCUAGUUGUAGUGAAACAGUCCAAUCUCAUGACAGAAACUCUUCUGCUGGUGUGCCUGAGCCAAAUUCAAAGGAGCUGGAUUAUGACUUCAGUUGCUUUUUCCUCUCAAGCCAGAGGCUUGAUCUUUACAGAUCAAUUGAUUCACGUUGUGAAGAUAUGCUUUCAGGAAAGGAUGGGAUUCUGUCUGAGGCCACAUGGCUUCUUGAUAUGGGUCUUCUUCCAAAUUCAAAUUCUGCAACUCGAGCAAUUGGUUAUAGACAAGCAAUGGAGUAUCUCCUAAGAUGUAGGGAAAAAGGGGGUAGAAGUUCCACUGGAGAAUUUUAUUCUUUUCUAUCAGAAUUUCAAAAAGCAUCUAGAAAUUUUGCAAAAAGGCAAAUGACAUGGUUCCGUAAUGAGCACAUAUAUCAAUGGCUUAAUGCUUCUAGAUCCCUGGAAAGUGUGCUUGACUUCAUUAGCGAUGCAUACCAUGAUCAAACUGGAACUUUGACUGUGCCUGAAUCUCUUCGAAUGAAAAAAGAUAUGACUAACCCCCGAGAAGUUUCUGAACUCAAGGCUUACCGCCCUAUAAACAGGCAUUUCAUCAGCCGAGAAGACUGUUCUGAUGUUCUUGACUGGAUAAUGAGAACUCAAGGUGAAACUUGUGGACUCCAGCAGCCAAGCAUGGUUUGAGUGUUUACUUACAUACAGGGUCAGAAGCCGAAUCGAUCUUGCAUUUGAACAUGUAAAAGGUAUAUAAUCUGCAAUAAGCAGAAGCUCGUUUUUCCAUUUUAUUAUUCAAUUUUUCCAACGUUAGUUGCUUUUUCUUUCUAAAUUUUUUGCAUUGCUAUGUAAUGAAAUUGUUAUGUUCAUUGGUGUGCAGUUUACAUUAUAUUUGUAACCUCAAAUUCAUGUCUCUCAAUAUCACAAAGUUUCAAGUUCAAUCCUAAAA